GAAUGUUGCGGAAUUUAUUGCUUUUACUACUACCUUUACUGAUUGAAGCAAAAUUACCUCCAUUUUUCUUGGGAAGACUAAAUGGGAAAACAUUGUUGAAUCACCAUUUGGACCGGUUAACAGCGUCUGAUGGGGCAAGCAUUCAAGAGACUUACCCAAAUUUGCAAGUUCAUAAUUUCACCCAGAAGCUGGAUCAUUUUGAUCCAUACAACACGAAAACAUGGAAUCAGAAAUAUUUUUACAAUCCAGUAUUCUCUAGAAACAACUCAAUCAUUUUCUUAAUGAUUGGAGGAGAAGGCCCAGAGAAUGGAAAAUGGGCAGCAAACCCAAAUGUUCAGUACCUACAAUGGGCUAAAGAGUUCGGAGCCGAUGUUUUUGAUUUGGAGCACAGAUUCUUUGGAGACAGUUGGCCAAUUCCAGACAUGCAAACGAGUUCUCUCCGUUAUUUAACCACUCAACAAGCCCUCGCCGAUUUGGCAUUUUUCAUAGAGUUCAUGAAUCAACAAUACGGGUUCAAGAAUCCAAGAUGGGUCACAUUUGGUGGUAGUUAUCCAGGCUCCCUUGCAGCAUGGUUCAGGCAAAAAUACCCGCAAUUAACAGUGGGUUCAGUUGCUAGCAGUGCUCCUGUCAAUUUGAAACUUGAUUUCUAUGAGUACGCAAUGGUUGUUGAAGACGAUUUGAGAAUAACCGAUCCAAAAUGUGCUCAGGCUACUAAAGAUGCAUUUGUUCAAAUGCAAAAACUGGCGUUGACAGCUGAAGGAAGAAACUCAUUGAAUAAUCAUUUUAAUCUUCAACCUCCAUUCGAUGCAAACACAACAAAACUCGAUAUCAAUAACUUCUUUGGCAAUAUUUUCAACACUUAUCAAGGAAUGACUCAGUACACUUAUGAUGGACAGAGCAACAGCACACAUUCUGAUAAGACCGUCCGCAAAAUGUGCGACAUUAUGACUAAUGCCACUGAAACAGAUGUGGUGAUGAGAGUGGAAAACUUGUUCCUGUGGUUCAACCAAAUGGAGCCCGCAAGCGCAAAUCUCACUGUCAUGCCGAACAGUUAUUGGGAUGUGAUCAGUCAAGUGGGAAGCGGAGAUUUGAACGUUUUGGGACCAGAUGGAGCUGCCGCUCGUGGAUGGAUGUGGUUGUGUUGUAACGAGAUUGGAUUCCUCCAGACUACAAAUCAGGGAAAUAAUGUAUUCGGAACAGGAGUUCCAUUGAACUUAUUCAUCGACAUGUGCACAGACAUGUUUGGUGAUAGUAUGAAAAUGAGUCAAAUCAUGGGAGGCAACAAGAAAUCGCAAAACUACUAUGGAGGCGCUGACUUUUAUAAUGCUACGAAUGUCGUUCUUCCAAAUGGCUCUCUCGACCCAUGGCACGCUUUGGGUACUUAUGGGACCAUCAAAAGCCAAUCUCUUCUUCCAUACCUUAUCAACGGAACUGCGCAUUGUGGAGACAUGUACCCAUCAUAUGAUGGAGAGCCGGGAUCUUUGCUAGCGGCUCGUGCUUUUGUUAAGGAAAAUGUUCGGCAAUUUAUUAGAUACGAUCCAAAUGUCGAUGGUCCAGGUGGCAGUUCAUCUAGCGCUUCACUGUUUGUUGUGGCUUAUAUUGUUUGUGGAUUCCUCUUUGUCUAAUUUUUUGUUGUUCCUUCGGACAAUAAAUAUCAAUUUUUAUAUGAGUGUGUGUCAAUCCAAUAAAACAAAUUUUACUUUC
Messenger RNA from Caenorhabditis elegans, 1704 nucleotides. RefSeq names its product Putative serine protease F56F10.1 (gene F56F10.1). The record is from RefSeq and is marked reviewed. The transcript has 11 exons. The coding region runs from base 3 to 1625 and encodes 540 amino acids. Gene Ontology annotation, molecular function: serine-type exopeptidase activity. Lineage: Eukaryota; Metazoa; Nematoda; Chromadorea; Rhabditida; Rhabditidae. Gene Ontology annotation, biological process: proteolysis.